Molecule: messenger RNA, 1089 nt
Organism: Galleria mellonella (greater wax moth)
Lineage: Eukaryota; Metazoa; Arthropoda; Insecta; Lepidoptera; Pyralidae
Gene: Dysb
Product: dysbindin
Exons: 3
Coding region: 204-977 (257 amino acids)
Biological process (GO): negative regulation of protein kinase activity
Cellular component (GO): cytoplasm
Source: RefSeq, a predicted model, not a curated record
GCGAUUAACCAAAAGUAAAAGAAAACUUAACAAGGAAAAUAUUUUAUAUUUAGGUAGAAAUAUAAAAUCUACCAGUCCUCAUUAUAGAGUAGUCUCUCAAUAGUCUCUUCUUGCUUGAUCUGUUGCUGUCUUAUAUUCUACUACUGUGAUUUUAAUUUGAUUGCAAUUUUUUGUUGAUAUUUUUUUCUUUUAAUUUGUUUAUAAUGUUAGGGAAUCUAAAGGAAUUUAUAUCUGUUGUACAAGAUGGAUUAAGUGCAAAUAACAAUUUAAAACAAACUUUACAAGAAGUGCAGAAGGUAAAAAAUAUAUUCAAAGAUAAACAGAAAGUAAACAGCGAUGGAAAAGUGAAUUAUGGUGCUGGAGGUGCAUUACUCGAGAAAUAUCAGGAACAGUGGGCUGAACUACAUCAGAAUGCAGACAGAAACGCUAAAGCUGCCGAUGAAGUUGAUAAAUUAAUACUAGAAUUGCAUGAGAGUACUAAAAUCAAAUUACAAAAUGCACAUGCAUUAAGCCAGGGUUUAAUGCAGAUACCAGCUUUGACUGCUGCUGUUGCACAGUGUAUGGAUAGCUUAAAGAAUGUUCAACAUUUAUUGAAGUCUGUCGAGGAUGAUCUGGUAGAAUUUGAGGAUAUUGUUGAAAGGAGAGCUAUGGAAAAGUGGAAGUUAGACCAUCACUAUCAUCUCACUUUAUAUAAGGAAAAGAAAAUGGCUGCCCUCGAAGAUAUCCGUAAUCAGUUAGCUAAAAAUAAUACAGAACUGAGUUUUGAGAAAGAGAAAAGGGAACUAGCAGAGUUGCAGGCACGGAGAGAAAACAGUUCUGUAGCAUUUCAGAAUGAUAUGGCAAGAUAUUUGAAUAGUGGUAUUGUGCCAGUUGGCCCAAGUGGUCCACCAUCUUCACCUAGAAUGACUUUAGAGCAAGUGGAAUUGGAAGAUGAUGGUUCUGAUUUAGAGAAAUUCCUGGACAAGUUGUCACAUUGAUGUGGUUAUGGUGAUAUCAUUUAGAGCUUAAAUAAUAUUUAAUAUUAUUAAUAAUAAGAAUUCUAUUUACUGUUUCCAAUGUUAAAUAUAAUUUUGUUGAUAUUUUAUCAUA